This is a messenger RNA of Alligator sinensis (Chinese alligator), 4521 nucleotides long. It is a transcript of the gene FLI1, whose product is annotated as Fli-1 proto-oncogene, ETS transcription factor. The coding region runs from base 974 to 2335 and encodes 453 amino acids. The record is from RefSeq and is a predicted model, not a curated record. NCBI's taxonomy places the organism in Eukaryota, Metazoa, Chordata, Crocodylia, Alligatoridae. Gene Ontology annotation, cellular component: nucleus. Gene Ontology annotation, biological process: cell differentiation; regulation of transcription by RNA polymerase II. The transcript has 9 exons. Gene Ontology annotation, molecular function: DNA-binding transcription factor activity, RNA polymerase II-specific; sequence-specific DNA binding.
GAUCUCGAGCAGAUCCCUGCAGCCAGGCUGCGAGAUCCGUGCUCGCUUUUCCUCCCUUGCUGAAGCGUGUCACAGCACGCUUUCUUCUGCCCCAGAGAAAGUGAAGGCGAACCCUUUUCUAAAAAAAACAAAAAUACUGCUUCUUUCAAAACGACGGGGAACGAGAAGUUCCCUUGCUUGGAAAGUCAGCAAAAAAAAAACAACCAAAAAACCCGCAUCUGAGCGUAGGGAAGCACUAGACAUGGGUAAACUUAUCUUGAAUGUAGUUGGUCUGCCUGGCCUGCUACUUACCGCUAAUUUCUGGGCAUAACUGGAGGCGACCCGAGCCCGCUCAGGCAGGACUCAUGGAAAGUCUCCCCGGGCAGGAGGGGGGGCAGGGGCCGCCUUUUAAAUAUCCUGCGUGCCCAGCUCGGCUUUUCUCCCCUUAAUUUUGCCUAUGACUGGAAAACGCAUUAAUACAAAUCUGUGGGAAGAGACGGAAAGUCAGUGACUCAGGCUAGUUUGCUGCAGCCAAAAAAAAAAAAUUAAAAAAAAAAAUUGCCAAAUACAUGUGAAACGAGACGUGGGGAUGAGCCCGGGUGCGUGGCAGCCCCCCGAGACCUGCCCGAAAGAACCAGCUAUUGUUCUGGUCCUCUCUUAUCUGCAGGGAGCAAAUAUCCUGUGUGUGAAAUGCAGAUAUAUUUUGAUCAAGAAGGCAGGACCGGCGGAGAGACAGAAGGUUUCCUCCUCGAGUGACUUCACUUCCCAAAAUUAGCAGAAAAAAAACUUUCAUCCGGUUAACUGUCUCCCCUUCGCUGGGCUGCAACGCGCACAAGUAGAAAGGGCGAGAGAGGCAGAGAAAGGAAAAGUGAAGGCAGGGGAAGGGGGCAGAGAAGUGAACGAGAGGGCAGGGGCAGCACUUCGAGGGGUCGGUCCCAGCCUAAGCCGGGUCAAUGUGUGGAAUAUUGGCGGGGGCGGCCGGAGAUUGUUCCCAAUGGACGGAACUAUUAAGGAGGCUCUGUCGGUGGUGAGUGACGACCAAUCCCUCUUUGACUCCACGUACGGUGCUGCCGCUCACCUCCCCAAGGCGGACAUGACAGCCUCAGGGAACCCUGACUAUGGCCAGCCGCACAAAAUCAACCCUUUACCUCCCCAGCAGGAGUGGAUCAAUCAGCCAGUCAGGGUCAACGUCAAGAGGGAGUAUGAUCACAUGAAUGGAUCCAGGGAGUCCCCAGUAGAUUGUAGCGUUAACAAAUGCAGCAAGCUGGUGGGCACUGGGACAGAGUCCAACCCGAUGAGUUACAGCACCUACAUGGAUGAAAAGAACGGCCCUCCCCCUAACAUGACCACCAAUGAGAGGAGAGUCAUCGUCCCAGCAGAUCCCACCUUGUGGACCCAGGAACACGUGCGCCAGUGGCUAGAAUGGGCUAUUAAGGAGUAUGGAUUACUGGAGAUAGACACAUCCCUCUUCCAGAACAUGGACGGCAAGGAACUGUGCAAAAUGAACAAGGAGGAUUUCCUCCGAACAACCUCCCAGUACAACACAGAAGUCCUGUUGUCUCACCUCAGUUACCUCAGGGAAAGUAGCUCAUUGCUGGUCUACAACACUCCAGCCCACACAGAGGCCUCCUCUCGGCUUACCACCAAAGAAGAGCCUUCCUAUGAUGCAGUAAGGAGAACAGGAUGGGGCAAUAACAUGAACUCCGGCCUCACCAAAAGCCCUCCUGUUGCAGGGACACAAAAUGUGAAUAAGACAGAGCAACAACGACCCCAACCAGAUCCCUAUCAAAUUCUGGGACCUACUAGCAGCCGUCUUGCCAACCCAGGGAGCGGGCAGAUCCAGCUGUGGCAAUUUCUCCUUGAGUUGCUGUCAGACAGUUCCAAUGCCAACUGCAUCACGUGGGAAGGGACCAACGGGGAAUUCAAGAUGACUGAUCCUGAUGAGGUGGCUAGGCGCUGGGGAGAACGCAAGAGCAAGCCCAAUAUGAAUUACGACAAGCUGAGCCGAGCCCUCCGAUACUACUAUGACAAGAACAUUAUGACCAAAGUGCAUGGCAAAAGAUAUGCCUACAAAUUUGACUUUCAUGGCAUUGCCCAGGCUCUUCAGCCUCACCCAACUGAGUCUUCAAUGUACAAGUAUCCAGCAGAUAUCUCCUAUAUGCCCUCUUACCAUGCCCACCAACAGAAGGUGAACUUUGCGCCCCCACACCCUUCCUCUAUGCCUGUCACAUCAUCCACUUUCUUUGGAGCAGCAUCAACGUAUUGGACCUCCCCUACAGGAAGCAUCUACCCAAACCCCAGUGUCCCACGCCAUCCUAACACCCAUGUACCAUCGCACUUGGGCAGCUACUACUAGAUGCUAUCACCAUCAGUGGCCUUUUAUCAAUCUGGUUGGAUGCUCUCUUUACUUCUGGGAUUUUUUUUCUUUGGAGCUUUGAUGAACAUUGUGGCCUUUCUUGUGGAAAAAAAUGAAACUGGAUAUUGAUUAUUCCUGGAUCAUCCUUUUUUUUUUUUUUUGUAACUUUGCCUCUUCUGUCUUGAACUGAGAGAUGGACACAUCUUUGGGCCAGUACUCUGCAUUGUGUUUUGGUUACAAGUCUUACAUCCUCUGCAGAAAUUCACUAUGGAGAUUGCUUACCACACCCUGGAAUGAGUAGUAGCAUUUUCCUUUUUUUUUUUUUUUUUGCAAGAGAAAAAAUCUUUAGCAAUCCAAAGCUCUUAACAAGACAAAGAUCCAGCUGUGGGUCUUAGCAGAAUAAUAUGUUUAUCACAGAUUUAUGACCAAGUGGGGGUUUUUUUCUGGUUUUGGGGGAGGGUAGAAGAUUUGAAUGGUAUGUUGUAAAGACCUGGCAUUGCAGGGGACAGCAACUGGAAUCUUAGCUUUAAGGCCAAUGAGGUUUUUCACCCAACUGGAAAUUUGAUAAAAUAUAUAUUCAUAUAUAUAUGUGUGUGUGCGUGUGUGUGUGCGCGUGUAUAUUUUAAGAAGCAAAGGGCAUUGAAGGAUCUGUUCUAGGGUGUACAACUUGUCUUGAACUGUGUACUAAUGCCAGAAACAUAUGAGACAGAACAAAAGAAGAAGCAACCUAAUGUCAGGCACAGACAUUCCUUGCAAGCAAAAAUGAAAUAAAGUCAGUGACAGCAGGUCCUAGAGCUCUGCCAAAGUUUUAGGAAUCGCUGAAUGCUAUCGAUUCGCGAACGCUGUGCGUUUGUCAGACCAUCAUCCAAAGGGUCAACAGAUCAGAAGGCAACUUACUGUAUAAAUUAUGCAGAGUUAUUUUUUUCCCUAUAUCUCACAGUAUUAAAAGAAAGAUAAAAUAAAACGAGUUGACCUCGGUCACAAAUGCAGGGUUUUUUUUACUAUCAGAUCAGUUGUUUGUGUGGGUUUUUUAAUGUAAUUUGUACAUCUUUUCAAUCUGUACAUUUGGGCUGUAGCUUUGUACUUUUUGCUAAAAAAAAAAAAAAAAAAUCUUAAAAAGAAGACACGCAUAAUGUAUCUGUCGGGAACAGUGCUCUGAUCCUGUGGCUAGAGACAUGAAGACUGAUUCCUGUGCUACUGUGGAGCACCUCAGACCUCUCUGGGUAUGCCUGGAGCACAGAUAUUGUUCCAGUUUGGAUUGAGUUAACUGUUAGUUAACUCAAUCCAAACUGGAACAAUAUCUUUUAUAUUGUUAAAAGAUAUCAAUCUUUUAUAUUUAUCAAUAUUAACUUGAGUUAACUGUUAGUUAACUCAAGUUAAUACUUCCAAGUUAAAGCUGUCUGAAUGCUACGGAACAUUUCUAACACAAUUUUUCACCAACAUUUAGAAUUUUUUGAAACUUUCGGAAUGCUUGAUAAGAGAAAAUCAGCGCACAAUUUUCAUAAAAAUAAUUGAGCAAAUUUUUGCCAAAUGUUUGCAUCAAAAUUUGAAGCACUUGUAAUUUUUCAACCAUCUCUAAUUUGCAAAUGCUAGGCUAGACAUUCCACAAAUGUUUGCUUCGGGAUAUAAACAAGAGAGUAAACCACAGACAUCUGAGUCUUGAAGCAGAUGUUUAUAGACGACUUAAACUUGCAUUUUCAAACUAUUAGCUAACUUGUAUUAACAUUCAAUCAGGAGGAGCACAAAUAUCUAGUCUUGACAUUCCCUCUGAGGCUCUGUGUGGAUAUAAGAUUUAGUUCAUUUGAUUUCAGGAUCAGAGCCUUAAAACAGAACGUUAUAGUCCGGUCAUAACUUUAAGCAGAAGCACUGAUGCCGUUAUUUAAAAAGGGGGAAAAUAAGAUCAAGAUAAUUGGUUUAGCUUCUCAUAGUGCUUUGGGGGUGUUUAUAGGUAACAUUACUGCAAUAAUCACAAAAAAACAAAAAUUAUUAAAAAAAAUUACCCAAGGAAAAGUGACUUUUGCUACUAUAUAUAUGCAAUGUAUUUUUGGAUAUUAAAAUAUAUAUAAUUUUGCAAGUAAUCUUUGUGUUUUCUAAAAAAAUGUAUUAAGUGUUACGCUGGCAUCUGUUGUAUGAAGAUUAUUGUGUAAAAAAAAUGUGAUGAAAUAAAUGGUGGUUUUCUGCUCUAA